Molecule: messenger RNA, 2739 nt
Organism: Andrographis paniculata
Lineage: Eukaryota; Viridiplantae; Streptophyta; Magnoliopsida; Lamiales; Acanthaceae
Product: nezukol synthase KSL3-like
Exons: 12
Coding region: 112-2580 (822 amino acids)
Biological process (GO): diterpenoid biosynthetic process
Molecular function (GO): terpene synthase activity; magnesium ion binding
Source: RefSeq, a predicted model, not a curated record
AUACUUCAUUGGAUUCUUCACAAAUCUGAUAUAUAAUUUCACAAUUGUUUGAUUAAGAGCUAGCUUAGCUUGGUUAUUCAUUGUUAAUAUUCACUGGACUAAUAAAGAAUAAUGUCAUCAGCCAACGGCUAUCACUUUAAUCCUCUGCAGCAGGCAAUCCACAAUUCGCCUCGAGGCAGCAGAUCGGGUGGACUAACCAAAUGCAUACCAAAGGUUGCUUCAGUACUAAACCAGAAUCCCAGAAAGUUGAAUCAAGAUUACUACAAGGAGAGGAUUCGAAAGAGGCUGUGUGAUGUUAAGCUGGAAGUUUCGCCGUCUGCGUAUGAUACGGCUUGGGUGGCGAUGGUGCCGGGGCUGGGGGAAUACUCCGGAAGGCCUAGGCCUCGUUUCGAGCAGUGCCUCCAAUGGGUAAUGGAAAAUCAGAAUUGGGAUGGCUCAUGGGGACUCAAUCCAGGUCACCCCUCCCUGGUUAAGGACUCGCUUUCAUGCACUUUGGCAUGCGUCCUCGCCCUCCGUACAUGGAACCUUGGCCACCGCCUUCUCCAAAGAGGUUUGGAUUAUAUUGGAUCAAAUGCUUGGGCUGCCUCUUCUGCUGAUCAGUUAUCUCCGAUUGGCUUUAAUAUCGUGUUCCCUGCCAUGGUUGAUCGUGCUCUCAAACUGGAUUUAACACUUCCAUUAAAGCCCACGUUGAUCGAUUCACUCCUUUUCGCUCGAGAUGCAGAAAUUAGGCUUUGUGGCAGCAAUGAUCACUUGGCCUAUGUUUCUGAAGGACUUGGGGACUAUUGUGAUUGGAAGCAGCUCUUCAAGCACCGAAGAAUUAAUGGUUCGUUGUUCAACUCUCCGGCCACCACUGCUGCUGCUCUGAUUCAAUGCCCUGAUGAUCAUAAAAGCAUUCAAUACUUGGCUACAGUUGUCGAAUCUUUUGAUGGAUGGGUACCGGCUGUCUAUCCUAUGCACAUACACGCUCAUCUCCGCCUUGUUGAUACCAUAGAAAGGUUGGGCGUCAAUCGCCAUUUCAGAGACGAGCUUCACAAUAUUCUUGAUGAAAUAUAUAGGGCUUGGCUGGCGAAAGAUGAGGGGAUAUUCUCUGAUAUCAGUUGUCUAGCCAUGGCAUUUCGACUGCUACGAACCAAUGGAUAUGAUGUCUCAUCAGAUGAAUUAGCUGCAUUUGUUGACGAAGACAAAUUCUUUGAGACAUGUGGAAUACAAAACACCGGUGUUGCGACAUGUCUGGAACUUUAUAGAGCUUCACAGAUGAGAAUAUAUGAAGAUGAACAGGUUUUGGAGAAGAUUCUUAUAUGGACUAGAGACUUUUUGAAGCAACAAGUGUUGGACCAAAACAUUCCUGACAAGAAACUAUGUGCAGAGGUGGAACAUGACUUGAAGAAUUUCUAUGGAAAACUCGAUCGAGUUAGUCAUAGACGAAGCAUCGAAUUAUGUGAGGUUGAAGAAUUUCAAAUGCUGAAAACGGCAUAUAGGUGCCGAACAAUUUUCAAUGAAGACCUUGCCAUGUUCGCAGCAAAAGACUUCAGAAUCUCCCAAGCAAAAUACCACAAAGAAUUAAAACAAGUGCAGAAGUGGUUCACUGACUGCAAUAUGGAUGGAAUGAAACAAUCGAGGGACACUUCGCUGGUUUCUUCAGCAUGUGCAGCUGGUGUGUUGUUUCCUGAGCCUGAAUUCGCCCAGGCUCGUAUAGGCUUUACUCAAUUCUUUGCUCUCGCAACUUUCAUUGAUGAUUUUAUCGAUAAUUAUGGGUCCAAGGAAGAGGCCAUCCGCCUUCUAGAAUUAUUCAGGAUGUAUGUUUUCCUUUCUUCCAUGUUAUGUUUCUUCUUUCAAAAUCUUACAGCAUCUGCCGCGUCGUUUGAUUGCAGCUGGGAUGAGCAGAAGCUGGACGGGAUCUCUGACAGCUCUAGAGAAGUAAAGAUAAUGUAUACUGCAUUAUGCAAAACCAUAGACGGACAAGCUGAAAUGGUUUAUGCCAUGCAAGGCCAUUGUAUUAAGCAUGACCUACACGAAAUGUGGAUUGAGUUUCUUAGCGAGCUUCUAAAUGAGAAGGGAUGGGGAGAGAAGAAGAUUACAACCAUGGAUCAAUACAUAUCCACUUCUUGUACAACUUUUGGCCUCAAAUUCUAUAUUCUCCUGGCAUAUUAUUUUCUAGGACACAAUAUGCCCGAGGGCUUAUUGGAAAGUCCCGAUUUCUAUACUAUGUUGCACCACGCAAGCUUGGUAGGUCGACUCCUCAACGACACCGUGACAUACAAGAGAGAACAGAAAGAAGGUGGCUUGAACUUCAUAUGCAUGCUCACGGCUGGAGGAACUGUCUCGGAGGAGGAAGCCAUUUCGAUGGCGCAGCAAAUGGCAGAAGACAGUCAGAGGAAAGUUUUGCAGAUGGUUUGUCUGAGUAAAGGAAACAUGGUUCCUAGAAGAUGUCAAGAAUUCUUUUGGGCGUUAUGUAAGAUGGGUAAUUGGCUCUACAACGAAGAUGGCGGCGAUCGAUUCUCAUCGAUGGAUAAAGUUGUCGACGAUAUCAACAAAUUGAUUUUGGAGCCACUCGAGCUUCCUCGUAUUGUUGAAAGUUGAAGGUGAUGAAGUUAUUAUGUUUAUAUAGUUGUAAAACUAGUUAUUUUGCGAGUUAAUUUGAAGAUAGAGAUUUGUUGGAGAAAUAAUCUGGACUGAAUGAAAAUACAAAGAAAUAAAAUUUUGCAAGGCAUACACUGUCUUGGAUAUACUUUGAGUCAG